AUGGCCCAGGGGAGGCGAAUCCGGAACAAUCACCUGACCAGCCUCCUCGCCAAGUUGCACCAGCUGCUGUACGAUGCUGACGAUGAGCUCGACGAGAUCGAGUACCACCGCAUCCAUCAGGAUCAGGAUGCGCGAAGUCGUGACCAGCAGGCCACCAGCGGCAGCAUGGUCCACGCACCGUCAACGGCGGCCACGGCCGUACUACAUCUGCUGAGCGAUGUGGUGAGCCACCAGCCGUUGGCCUCCUCAACGUUCAGGGACAUGUUCAUGUACCCCUGGCCUUGGGGCCCGAGGAAGCGCAGAAAGCUCACAGCUGACACCAAUGCCUUGGAUCUGCCUUUGGUAGAGCUUGACUGGGGUGCUCUUGGGCGGAGGAUCAGAGAGGCCACAUCCCAGCUGCGGGUUGUCAGCGAGCAGGUGCACAGGGCGCUGCAGCUAGAGGAACUGAAGUCUAUCAGUCAGGCGGCUCACAGCCAGCUUAACAAUCGACGAUUGACGACCUCAUACCCUGCCGGAGAGCACAAGAUGUUCGGCAGAAAUGGCGAGAAGGACAGCAUCAUUGAGGUGCUCACCGACAUCAGAUGCUGCAGCCAGAGUAGGCUGCUGGUGCUCCCCGUCGUCGGCAACGGCGGCAUAGGAAAGACUACUUUGCUGCAGCACGUGUACCACGACAACAGAAUCCGGAGCUUCUUUCACACCAGGAUGUGGAUCUGUGUAUCCCACUGUCACAAUUUCAGUGUCUUGCGGCUAACGCGUGAGAUGCUGGAGGCCGACACCGCUUACAUAUUUGGUGAUGAGAAGCAUGACGGGCAUCAACAUUUACAGCCCAUUGGAAGAGAAAUUGCUAGAAAAUUGAAUGAUUAUCCCUUGGCAGCAAAAAGUGUAGGGGCAUUACUGAGGAAGGACCUGACCAUUGAACAUUGGAGUAGAAUUUUAGAGAGCAGGGCAUGGGAAGAGCAGAAUGGAACUGAUGGCAUCAUGUCUAUUCUAAGGCUUAGUUAUGAGUACCUUCCAUUUCAUCUCCAGAGGUGCUUCUCAUAUUGCUCGUUGUUUCCAAAGGGCUACCGGUUCCUUGAGAAAGAUCUGGUGCUCAUUUGGAACUCACAAGGUUUCAUUGAUACUCGAUUGGAUAGGAAGCCAGAAGAAGUUGGUCAUGAAUAUAUGAACCACUUGGUGUGUUUGGGGUUCUUUCAGAAGGAGGUCAAUCCAGCAAAUUGUGAAACCUGGUACCUUAUGCAUGAUAUAAUACAUGACUUGGCAAUUAAUGUAUCUUCACAAUAUUGCUUGACUAUUGAUCGCAUCUCCAUGUUCAAUAUGCACCGCACCCAUCAGCAACCAUUCGUCAUAUGUCCAUAA
This is a messenger RNA of Miscanthus lutarioriparius, 1356 nucleotides long. The record is from the annotation of a GenBank genome assembly. Lineage: Eukaryota; Viridiplantae; Streptophyta; Magnoliopsida; Poales; Poaceae.